Molecule: messenger RNA, 4769 nt
Organism: Pezoporus flaviventris
Lineage: Eukaryota; Metazoa; Chordata; Aves; Psittaciformes; Psittacidae
Gene: SLC9D1
Product: transmembrane and coiled-coil domains 3
Exons: 14
Coding region: 564-2600 (678 amino acids)
Biological process (GO): potassium ion transmembrane transport; proton transmembrane transport
Cellular component (GO): membrane
Molecular function (GO): potassium:proton antiporter activity
Source: RefSeq, a predicted model, not a curated record
CGUCAGGGAAGGGGGAGAAUCCACCUUUACGUUUCCCAUGACAUGCCGCGAGGAGGCGCUCGGACUACAGAUCCCGUCUGACGCUGCGCAUAAAGGUGCCGCCGCACCGGCUGCGUGGUGACCGGCGCAGGGUGAGGGUUGGCGGCCGGUGUGGGGGUGGGAGAGGCCCCUGGCAAGGCCGGCUUCUCGGCGCCUUGCUGUUACUGGCCGCCGCCCUGCGCUCUUGCUCUUUGCGCGCCCACCUGGCUGCUGCCGGCCUCCCUCCCUCAGGUGAGCGGGGUGGUGGGAGGAAACACGGCCCGGGGCCGGCAGUUGCGCCUCCGUCAGCGUCUCCUUCCCCUGGGCGGCUGGGUCGGCCGCCGCCCUGAGCCUUCCUCAGGGUGAGGUCCCGGAAGCCGGCCCGGGAAGAGAGGAGGAGAAGGAGGCGGUGGCCCAGGGAGCUGCCCUCCGGCAGCCAUCGCUCUCAGCCUGAUAUGUGUACUGGAGAUGCAGAAAGCAUGUAGCAGGAAGCUUUGAGCAGUUGUGGAUUAUCAGUUUCUCCCAACAGCAAUAAAAAUUGAAGAAUGAAGGUGACUGGAUUUAUUUCCUUAUGGACGUUGGUUUUAUUGCCUUGUGUCCAGCUAGCAAAUCCUGCAGAGCAUGAAGAUGUAGUAAAGCAUGCAAUAAAACUGCACCGUGGGAAAGGAGCUGUUAUCGCUCAGAGAAAGCAGUGGGUGUUGGAGAGCUGCAGAAAGCUGUCUGGUCUUCUUCGCCAAAAGAACGUUGUUCUUAACAAACUCAAAAAUGCCAUAAGAGCGGUUGAGAAGGAUGCUGGACUAUCAGAUGAAGAGAAACUUUUUCAGGUUCAUACCUUUGAAAUCUUCCAAAAGGAGCUAAAUGAAAGUGAAAACUCAGUCUUUCAAGCAAUCCAUGGUCUCCAGAGAGCUCUACAGGGUGAUUACAAAGAUGUUGUAAAUAUGAAAGAAAGCAGUAGACAGAGACUGGAAGCCUUGAGAGAAGCUGCAAUUAAGGAGGAAAUGGAAUACGUCGAGCUCUUAGCGGCAGAAAAACAUCAGGUUGAAGCCCUUAAGAACAUACAACAUCAAAACAAAAGCCUGUCAAUGCUUGAUGAAAUUCUAGAAGAUGUCAGGAAGGCAGCUGAUAGAUUGGAAGAAGAGAUAGAAGAGCAUGCCUUUGACGACAACAAAUCUGUAAGAGGUGUAAACUUUGAAGCAGUUUUAAGGGUGGAAGAAGAUGAAGCCAACUCCAAAAGCAAUACUUCAAAAAGAGAAGUAGAGGAUGAUUUAGGGCUUAGCAUGCUUAUUGAUUCCCAGAACAAUCAGUAUAUUCUUACCAAGCCCAGAGAUUCAACCAUUCCUCGUGCUGAUCAUCAUUUCAUAAAGGAUAUUGUGACAAUAGGAAUGUUGUCUUUGCCAUGUGGCUGGCUGUGCACAACAAUAGGACUGCCAACCAUGUUUGGGUAUAUCAUCUGUGGAGUACUCCUGGGACCAUCAGGACUAAAUAGUAUAAAGUCUAUUGUACAGGUGGAGACAUUAGGAGAGUUCGGUGUAUUCUUCACUCUCUUUCUAGUUGGUCUGGAGUUUUCUCCUGAAAGAUUAAGAAAGGUAUGGAAAAUAUCUUUGCAAGGACCCUGCUAUAUGACGGUUUUGAUGAUUGCCUUUGGUCUGCUAUGGGGACAUCUGCUCCAAAUUAGACCAACACAAAGUGUCUUCAUUUCCACUUGUUUAUCUUUAUCAAGCACUCCAUUGGUGUCAAGAUUUCUUGCAGGUAGUGUUCGAGGUGAUAAAGAAGGGGAUAUUGACUACAGCAGCGUACUACUUGGAAUGUUGGUGAUGCAGGAUGUGCAGCUUGGUUUAUUUAUAGCUGUCAUGCCUACACUUAUUCAAGUAGGAGUGAGCACAUAUUCCAGCAUUUUCAAGGAAGUACUGAGAAUACUGAUACUGAUUGGCCAAAUUCUCUUUUCUCUGGCUGCUGUUUUUCUUAUAUGUCUUGUUAUAAAGACUUACCUCAUAGGACCAUAUUAUCGCAAGUUGCAUGCAGAAAGCAAAGGGAAUAAAGAAAUCCUCAUCCUAGGAAUAACUGCAUUCAUCUUCCUUAUGUUAACGAUCACAGAGCUGUUGGAUGUUUCAAUGGAGCUGGGAUGCUUCUUAGCAGGAGCUCUGAUCUCUUCUCAGGGUCACAUGGUUACUGAGGAGAUUAUGUCCUGUAUUGAACCAAUACGUGACUUUCUUGCCAUCAUUUUCUUUGCAUCCAUAGGACUUCAUGUUUUCCCCACAUUUGUAAUAUAUGAACUUACAGUCUUACUAUUCCUUACACUGUCUGUGGUCAUAAUGAAGUUUGUCUUGGCAGUGCUUGUCCUUUCUCUGAUUCUUCCAAAGACCAGCCAGUAUAUCAAGUGGAUUGUCUCAGCAGGACUGGCACAAGUCAGUGAAUUCUCUUUUGUUCUGGGAAGCAGAGCACGUAGAGCAGGGAUCAUAUCUCGGGAGGUCUAUCUUCUCAUUCUGAGUGUGACUACUCUGAGCCUUCUACUUGCUCCUGCCCUGUGGAGAGCUGCCAUUAUGAAAUGUGUUCCAAGACCUGAAAGACGCUCAAGUACUUGAUUAAGAUUUGCACAUAUACAAGUAUCCAUCUUCUUGCAAGAAACAUCUUCGUUGCUCAUUGUAUUUCUAUGCACUCAGAAGAUGAGAGGUUUUGAGUAUUCGGUCCUCUUAAUGUGCACUUGGUUAUAAGCCUUAUACAGACAUAAAUACAAAACAAGAUUCAGUAUUUAAAGUAUAGUUAUGUAAUUUGAAUUGCACAACUUGUACAAAAUUUGCUUUCUCUCUGACAGAUUAGAAUCUGCCAGAAAAUUUGUUCCUGAUCCAAUCACUUAUUCAGAGCAUAAAUUAUUUUUUUAAAAUAUGGCAUCAUGCAAACUCUGUUAUCUUUUGCCUGAAUGUGCCUUUUAAUUUUCAUCCUGUUACUGCUGGUUCAUCACCAGAUUUUGUUUAAAAAGAUAUAGAUAUAUAUUAUGGUGCCUAUGGUAUCUUCUUUCACUAAAUGACUUGAGUCAUUUUCACAUCUAGGAGUUUAAUAUACUAGUAGGAAAUUUAAUUUCAAAACAUUUCUGACGGUGAGUAAAAGCAUAGUCCUUUACACCAAUAAAAGGUUUAACUGUUUAGCAUCAAACUGUUUUAAGCAGUCAGAUUCAUACUGCAAAUGAUACAGCCAAUGUUGUAUGGUAUUUUACUCCAAAUCACAGCACACAGUGUAUUUUCUUACAGUGGCAACUUUUCUUUGUGCUAAUUCUUGUAUUUAUUUACAUAUCUGAUUAAAAGUUGACAGUAAAAAGGGGCAUCGCUUAAGUUAUACUGGAAGACUGACACUUGUCACCAGUUUUUGUUGCUAACUGCUGCUACAGCAGUUGUUUACAGAUUGAUUUAUUUUGAAUCAAAAAUAAAUGUACUAAAACUGGGAAGUCUGAUUUCAAGUAGAUGUGGAAAAACUUCAGUUCUGUAACUCUGGAGGUUGGAUAUUUGACACUUUACUAGAUUUGGAGUUACUUUAGGAAAAUUAAUUUUCACAAAACUAAAAAUGGCAGACUGGACGUACAUUUGUAACUCCAUGACUUGGUAGGUCACAUUUAUGUGGACUAAACUGUUACUCUCUCUAAAAUAUCAUGGUAUUUUAAAAUACAGUGUUUGGAAUGUGAUCUGAAAUACAUGUGUGGUGUUCUUUAAAAUGUUACGCAUAGCUGGAUAAGACUUGUAAAAGCCCAUUCUCUGUCAUAGAAAAAGCUCACUCAUAGACUGUAGUCUGCUCUAACAAUUUAAAAACCAUCUUGAGGUUUAUCUGCUAAAGUCAAUACUAUUAAAGAUGUAUUAACACUGUAGGUCAGUGUUACAGUGUCAUCUGAAAGAUCUUUAAUACCCCAAAAAUGUUUAGAAAAAUGCAUGUUACAUGGGUUUAAAUAGCCAAUUAAAAUGAAAGCUGUCCUCCAAGUAGCAAAAUGGAGCUUCGGAUGGAUUUGUGUGCUUUAAUACCUCCCUCGUCUACCAUAGUAGCCUCAGUUUUCUCAGUAGCCCUGUGUUUUCUCUGACAUCUGCUGGGCUUGGCAAAGUGCAGCUUGGACUAGUCUGGAGUGUCUAUAUACUGUUAGGGCAGGGUAGAGCUCAUCAUAUUUGAGCUCUUUCUUGCUGGACUUGGGGCUUUCUUCCAGGCACUGAUGCUUCAUAAAGGCUGCAAAAUGUAUUGCAAUUCCACUUCUCCUCCAAUGGUUUCAAAAGUAACCAAGGAACAGUGACAAAUGUAGAGGAAAAAGCUGCCCUAUAAAUAAACAGGGUGGCGUUUUUUAUAAAAGGAAUCUGUAAUAGAAAAGAAACUUGAAAUGGAUUUGUUGUUUUUUGUAUUCAAAAUACAGAAGUAAUUUAAAAGUUUUAUGGUACCAUUUACAAAUCUACCAGCUCAGACCUUUUACUCUUUUUCAGGUGCCUCACUAAAAUGUGUUUCUUAACUGUACUAGGGAAAGAUACGUUACUCUAUCCACUGACCUAGCUCAUAGCAUCUUGAAAUACAAGCUUCCCUUCUGAAUCCUUCAUUUUGGUUUUGAAAGAUGUUUUCAUAUGUAGUUUGCCAUCUAUGUUUCAGGGAGGAAGAAAAGUGUCUGUGACAGACCAUGGUAGAGAUCUCUGUAUGGUUUCCAUUAUGUCCCAGCCCUUGAAACUAUUAUACAAAGUACUACAGCUGUGAUGAGUAAACCUUUUUUUAAAAUAAACUGCUAGUUGUACUUC